Molecule: messenger RNA, 1022 nt
Organism: Aphidius gifuensis
Lineage: Eukaryota; Metazoa; Arthropoda; Insecta; Hymenoptera; Braconidae
Product: eukaryotic translation initiation factor 2 subunit 2-like
Exons: 6
Coding region: 142-939 (265 amino acids)
Biological process (GO): formation of cytoplasmic translation initiation complex; translational initiation; formation of translation preinitiation complex
Cellular component (GO): eukaryotic translation initiation factor 2 complex
Molecular function (GO): translation initiation factor binding; mRNA binding; translation initiation factor activity
Source: RefSeq, a predicted model, not a curated record
UAAAUCUGGCGUGGCAACCCUGAUGCUGAUCUGAUGCAAGAAUUCUGAACAAGCCGGAAUUUUGGAGCAGAUUGACAGUUAAACAAUUAAUUGUUUAAACAAAUUAUUUAUUAUUAAAAUAUAAAUAAUAAAAUAAUAAAAAUGGCUGAAGAAGAUGUUCUUGAUUUUGAUGUUACCAUGAAAAAGAAGAAGAAGAAGAAGAUUGUAACACUUUUUGAUCGUGAUACUGCUGCAGUAGAAGAACCUGAAACUGAGGAAUCACUUCAACCUAACCCAGAUGAAGCUGCCAAGGUUGACAGCAUUCUUGACCUUGAUAUGGACUUUGCAAACACCAAAAAAAAAAAGAAGAAGAAGAAGGAAUUGAUUGAUUUAGUUAAAAUAGAAGAAAAUACAAAUACUGAUAACCGAGACAAUGAUACUGUUGAGGAAGAAGCAUGGGUUGAUAAUGAGAGAGAUUAUACUCAUGAAGAAUUGUUGGAACGUAUUUUCAAUAUUAUGAGAGAAAAAAAUCCAGACAUGGUUGCUGGUAAAAAACAAAAGUUUAUUAUGCGACCACCACAAGUUGUUCGUAUUGGAUCGAAAAAAACUUCAUUUGUCAACUUUACUGAGAUUUGCAAAACAUUGCACAGACAGCCAAAGCAUUUGUUAGACUUUUUACUGGCUGAAUUGGGUACAAGUGGCUCUGUUGAUGGUAAUAGUCAGUUGAUUAUUAAAGGAAGAUUUCAGCAAAAGCAAAUUGAAAAUGUUUUAAGGCGAUAUAUCAAAGAGUACGUGACUUGUCAUACGUGUCGAUCGCCUGAUACUAUAUUACAAAAAGAUACACGUAUAUUUUUCCUUCAAUGUGAAACAUGUGGAUCAAGAUGUUCAGUAGCAAAUAUCAAAUCUGGUUUCCAGGCUGUUACUGGAAAACGUGCUGCUCUACGUGCAAGAGAAACAUAAAUAUUUUUAUUAUUGUAAAAUGGAAAUAUAAAAUAAUGAAAUAUAGAUGGAAUUUUUUUUGAUUCAAUCAUUAAAUUAUUAUU